Molecule: messenger RNA, 1005 nt
Organism: Aspergillus steynii IBT 23096
Lineage: Eukaryota; Fungi; Ascomycota; Eurotiomycetes; Eurotiales; Aspergillaceae
Product: putative ubiquitin-conjugating enzyme
Exons: 4
Coding region: 1-1005 (334 amino acids)
Source: RefSeq, a predicted model, not a curated record
AUGUCAACGUCGCGGCUACCCCGGAUUGCUGCACUUCGCAAGCAUCAGCUUUAUUUGGAAUUCUCAAGUCUAAAGCAUGCCGCCCCUCCUGGCACAUAUGUGAGCAUCGCUCCGAAUGACCCGACUCUGUGGAUCGGCGUCAUUUUUGUACGCUCUGGUCCCUAUGCCAGCGCUGUCCUCCGCUUCCAGAUUCGUUUCCCUUCGUCAUAUCCCGACCUACCGCCUCUGGUCACCUUCGCGACCGAUGUGUUUCAUCCACUCAUUGUCCCUCUCACCACUUAUACAUUUAGUACAAAUGCGUCCAGCGAAGACCCCGUGAGCGCGACGGACGAAGAGCGAUUACCCCCAGGCGGGUUCAGCCUCCGUCACGGAUUCCCACACUGGUUCGGGCGGGACAAGCGCAAUGGUACUGGUUCAAAUGCCUCAACAAGUGCAAGUAGCGUGCGUGGCGCAAAUGUUGAAGGCGAAGCAACGGAUGCAGCCAGCAAGGAUGGCUCUAUUGAUAAAGAGGUAGAACCCUCAUCACCUAAACCACAACCCGAAGGCGAAGAUGACGGGACUGCGGAUCAGAAAAACGAUGCUGCGUUUGUGCCUCAACGAGAAGACAAGGUUCAAUCUGUUCCGGUGUCAAUCCUAUUGGACUACAUUCGCUCUACGUUUGAUGACGAGACCGUUCUCGACUCUUUGCCAUUGGAGGCUGCUGGUAACCCGAGUGCCUGGCAUGCAUGGAAAGCCCAUAGAAAGGACAGCGUCAAUUCCAGCUUAGGAUAUAAUGCCAAACGGGGGAGCCCACAGACACGACUCCCUGGAGACUGGCAUUGGGACGGAAUUUGGGCGAAGCGGGUUCAACACGAGGUUGAAGCUAGUCAUUCGGAAUCAACACUGUUUGGCAAUACUGCCCGAGGAACUGAUGAAAUGCAGAUACGGUUUUCCCGAUUAGACGAUGCCACAUUGGCAUCGGUUAAGAAUAUGAUCGUUCCAGCAGUGGAGGAGGCGCAUGAGUAA